AGGCCCCGGCAGCGGCGCGGGGUGAGUAGCGGCGGGGGAGGGGGGAGAGGAGGUGGUGUGCGCGCGCGUGGAGUGGCGGCCGUUGGUUGUGAACGCUAACGGUCGCUUUCCGCCGUGAGGGGAGCGGCUGAGGCGCUGAGGUGGCGACUCCCGGGCCUCGCUCCUCGCGGGGUUUCCUCUCGGAAGUCUGCCUCAGCCGAAAGGCCUGUCCUAUGUGCGACAUCCCUGCGGGGCCAGGAGGCCUCAGCGCCUUGUGCCUGCCUCCCGGUAGGCCGGGCUGCAUUAGAGCUCCUGCUCGCCGUUGCUCAGGUGUCCUUUGUCAUCCUUCAUGCCCUUGUGUGUGAAAAUGAGACCGAAGUCUUCGGGUGAUGGUGGUGAUCACACCGCCAAGGGAUGAAGACUGUUCUGGAGGUAUUCACCAACAGUUGAAAUGUCUUCCAGCAAAACUCCGCAUGGAAAUGAAACACCCAAUGAGGGAAAUCCAGGACUGAGGGGUGCCCGAACAACCACUCUGUUCCGAGCUGUGAACCCAGAGCUUUUCAUUAAACCCAACAAACCUAUGAUGGCAUUUGGACUCGUAGCAAUUACCCUCUGCGUGGCCUACCUUGGUUAUUUGCAUGCAACGGUAGAGAAUAAAAAGGAUCUCUACGAAGCUGUUGACAGUGAGGGGUCCAGAUAUAUGAGGAGAAAAACUUCCAAGUGGGACUGACGACAUAAGGAAGGAAAUAAGCAAAUCAGCCACAGAACUUCUCAAGGCUGAAAACUCCUGUUUUCCCUCUGUCCAUUAAAAUCAUGGUUAAAUCUCUCUUGUGCCUUUUAAUCCAAUAUAAGUUCCAUUAUAAAAUACCAUGGCUGUACAAAUAAAUUGUAAUUAAGAUAUAUACAAACACAAAA
This is a messenger RNA of Gallus gallus (chicken), 894 nucleotides long. It is a transcript of the gene SMIM8, whose product is annotated as small integral membrane protein 8. NCBI's taxonomy places the organism in Eukaryota, Metazoa, Chordata, Aves, Galliformes, Phasianidae. The coding region runs from base 431 to 709 and encodes 92 amino acids. The record is from RefSeq and is a predicted model, not a curated record. The transcript has 3 exons.